Cebus imitator (Panamanian white-faced capuchin) is the source of this 8079-nucleotide messenger RNA. It is a transcript of the gene TNFAIP3, whose product is annotated as TNF alpha induced protein 3. The coding region runs from base 3620 to 6034 and encodes 804 amino acids. The transcript has 8 exons. Gene Ontology annotation, cellular component: cytoplasm; nucleus. Gene Ontology annotation, biological process: protein deubiquitination involved in ubiquitin-dependent protein catabolic process; cell migration; positive regulation of Wnt signaling pathway. NCBI's taxonomy places the organism in Eukaryota, Metazoa, Chordata, Mammalia, Primates, Cebidae. Gene Ontology annotation, molecular function: cysteine-type deubiquitinase activity; DNA binding; K63-linked polyubiquitin modification-dependent protein binding. The record is from RefSeq and is a predicted model, not a curated record.
GCCGCCUGCCUUGUGCUCACCGCGGCCAGGGGCUGCGGGUGCAUGUUGAGCGGCGACCCCCAGGCUGGCACCGUCUACCUGGCAUUGGUUUUGCAACUGUCCUUGUGGGGGAGUUUGUUGGCCGUUUGUUUCUGUCUGGGUUUUGAAGUGCUGGGAGUUGAGGUCGCCGCUCCAAAUGUUGGAGUGACAUCCCUGGAUACCUCCAACCAGCUGUUCCUUUCAGAUAAUGCACCGAACUUAAGCUGCAGCGGACUGGUGUAGAGGCGCCCCUCGGGCCCUCUGAUCGGGUGGUCGUUGGUGAUUUGCUUCUGGAGUCGUUUUUGGAGUCAAGCGCUGCAUGCCUAUGGCCCCGUAGGAAUUGCAGAAGCUCUGGGGCUUUUUCCCAGAUUGUGCAGAAUCAGCCCGACGGGGCGUGGGGUACCGCAGUGGCCGGCUGCCCUGCGGAGGUGUGGGGGCGGGGCUUCAGUUUCAGGGACAGCUUCGCAGACGCUCAGAGGUCGGUCCAGUGGGGCUGAGGUCCCGGCGCGGGGUCCAGCUUUUCCAGUUGCAGCAAUGUAAGAGAAAUCUGCAUGUAAACGUGGGGUGCUGGCCUGCCUUUGGGGGGCGCCACUUUAGCAGCGAACUGCAGGCCUCUGCUCCAGCCCCUGCCCCACAGUCAGACUGUCUUUGUCAGCUGGGGUCGUCCCACUUCCUGCCACCUGGCCUCUCAGGAAAGCAGUGGCAUUAAGUAAGGAAGGAGCUUAACUCUUUUUGAGCCCGCUUUGUUUUCAGCUCUGUUUGCCUCAGAUCUUCUUUCCUUGGAAAGCCAGUCUGGUCAAGUGUCUCAGGGCAGCAUUUUGGCAGAAUCAUCGCUACUUAAAGGGGCUUCUGGACUCGCAAUCUUAAUGUACCAGAUUAUUGAGCAGCCAAUGAAUGCCUCAUUCUCAUUGUUUAAGGUGCUGCUUUGAUUUUUUUUUCAAUUCUUUGUACUAUUUUUGAUUUUUUUUGGAGAGGCAUUUCCCCAAAUUUGGAUGAGGUAUUUGUUGAUAAAUAAUUCAUCAAUUUCCACCACACGGACAAAAAUGCCCCCCUAUAGUGGAAAAAUAAAACAAGGAGGAGAAGAGUUUGAGGAAUGGAGAAUUUCUUUAGAAUCCCGUUAAUCCUAGUGACAGAAGUUGAGAAAAUAAAUAAGACGGUGAGGUAACAAAUGUUAAAAAAAAAAAAAAAAGUUAAGGGUAAUAUUGCAUUGUUUGCCACUUUAAAAUGUAUCUGAAACAUUUGUUCUUUAAUCUUAACUGUGGAGAAGUCCAAGAACUGGAAACCUGGGCAGUGGGUUUUGAUUUCUAAGGAUUUGAUUUCAAUUUUACAGGCUGUGCAAGGCUAAACCUCCCAGUGAGAGCCCACUGGGGUAUCCAGUAUUGACAUUUGCAUAUCUUGCCUGUGGUCUACAGCCCUCACUAUUUUAGAUCUUUGGUGAAAAAUCUUUAGAUUCGGAAGAGAAAAAUAAAAGAGUCAGAAAAGCAAAAAGAGAUAACACCUCUUUUGUUUAAAAUCUUCCUCCUGCCCAUCUCUUUCCAUCUGAUUGUGGCAGGCACUGUAGCCGCAGCUUUGGUGUUGUCGGAUUGCAAGGGGCAGGUAUUGAAAGACCUGGCUCCUAGGCUAAACUUUGCCCCUGAAUAGCUGUGGGAUCUAAGCAGUACCUGUAACUCCAUUGCCUUAGCUGCACACUAAGGUAAUAGUGUGGUUUCAAGGAAGGAAAUAAGGUCAUCUUUGACUUUUAGUCCCUCAUCAAACAUGGUGUUGGCCUUCAUUAGGUGGUCAGGUAGAGCUUGUUGGGUGGGUAGGUGGGGGGAUGGAUGGAUGGACAGACAGAUGGAUGGACAAUAUUGUGAAAGAGACUUUUGCUGUGCCACAAAGGAAAGGUAUAUGUGUUAUUUUUGUCCUGCUAUGAUUUUGCCCAAUUUCACCUGUAGAGGAUGGCUGAUAUCAAAGGAAAACACCGUCCGAUCUGGAGAGUGACUCCCCCUAUGCCUUUCCCAGCAAUCAGAUUAAGAAUCCCAAUCUAAAACUGUCACCAGAAAACUCCUCAGGAGAAACCAUGGGUCAUCUAAGUCCAACCUCUCUUGAGUGGGCCACAAGAAUUUAGACCACCUUAUCAAUGGCGUUAAGGGAGCCUAGACCCACCCAAGAGUAGCUACCCUAAAAUCUAGGUUUCUUCUCCUCCCUCUUCCAGAGGUUUAACAUUUUAUCAACUGGAGAGUUGCCCUGAUAAAUAGGUUGCUGCAGAAGUGGAAUUAACAAUCACUGAAAUUUCCUAGGGGAUGUCUUUGUGCUCUGAAAACAUCUUCAUCGUCUUGGAAAUUAGGAAGUGUGGCCAGGCACCCAAAAAGGGCUGGUGAACCAGAGCUGGCUCUCCACACGGCUCCAUACUGGAGAGAUCCCAUAUUAUGUUAAUUCACAUCAUCCUGCGCUGUUGGCAUGGGUUGUCGUUGCUGGUCUUUGCCCCCUUUCCUCCUUCAUUUGCUGGAGUGGCCUCCUGGUGGAAACUUAUUCCUUGUCUGCUUCUAGACUUUCAUUCCUUCUACUAGUUGCUUACGCUUAAAGAUUUCAGGGUGAAAACUGGGCAGACAUGCAUCUGUGUUAGGACCUGGAGGGUGAUGACAGAAUUUUAUUGGCAGUUGAGUUGAAAUGAUUGAGCUCCAAUAUCUGUUCUUGGAAGUAUAGAAUUUAUUGUUCUGUUAUUAUUUUGCGAUUUUUCAUUUUUUGUUUUUGUAGAGACCCAGGUCUCAGUAUGUUACCCAGGCUGGUCUCAAACUCCUGAGCCCAAGUGAUGCUCCCACUUCGACCUCCCAAAGUGCCAGGAUUACAGGCAUGAGCCACCGUGCCCAGCCUAUUAUGAGUCUGUUUCUUAUUCUGAUAUGAAGUCCGGUGGGGAAGUUCUGAAGGAAUGUUGACUGCUCUUAAAAUUGCAGCGCAUCUUGCUGGAAGUGGUUUUUUUUGUUGAUUAGAAAACAUUCGGCUUUAACUCUUUAUAAACAUUAGAAUAAACUUUAUGAAUAAACACUUAAAUACUUCUCUUUGGGGCUAAAGAGGAAACACCAACCAGCAGCCUAAAUGACAGCAUAAAAUUGCAAGAUUUUUCAUAAAAUAGUUUACCAGCAUAGGGAGGGAGUGAUUACUCAAGAGUUUGCCCAAGAGCAGGGUGGCUUGGUGGUGGUCUGAAGGGGAGGAGCUACAGACUUGUCAGGGCUAUGUUGAGCCCUUAACUGGCAUCCGGUACUCCCCAAAUCCAGUGCUGUUCGGCGUGGUCUCAGAAUGAAACGGGAGCUUCAGUUGAUUUUGAGGAGCAGUACCUGUUGCUGACAGACAGGCUUGGCUCCCUGACAAACGUUACUGAAAACACGGGUUAUUCCCCUCCUCCUCAGUACCCACUCUCUGCCUUCCGUCCCUUGUUUAGACUAAUCUUUUAAAGUGAUGUAACUUAAAACAGCCCAGUGUGAGUUAAUCUCUGGGCCAGCUAGUAUCCCGGGAGUAGAGGUGCUAAGAUCUUUUGCCUACAGAUCAGGGUAAUGACAAGAUCAAACACUGGGGUUUCCUGCAGACAGGUAUAUAGGAGUCAUAUCAAAGUCAGGCUAACGGAAUGGCUUUUUUUUUCUUUCCUUUUCAGGUGUUGGAGAGCACAAUGGCUGAACAGGUCCUUCCUCAGGCUUUGUAUUUGAGCAACAUGCGGAAAGCUGUGAAGAUACGGGAGAGAACUCCAGAAGAUAUUUUUAAACCUACGAAUGGGAUCAUUCAUCAUUUUAAAACCAUGCACCGAUACACACUGGAAAUGUUUAGAACUUGCCAGUUUUGUCCUCAAUUUCGGGAGAUCAUCCACAAAGCCCUCAUCGACAGAAACAUCCAGGCUUCCCUGGAAAGCCAGAAGAAACUCAACUGGUGUCGGGAAGUCAGGAAGCUUGUAGCGCUGAAAACGAAUGGUGACGGCAAUUGCCUCAUGCACGCCACUUCUCAGUACAUGUGGGGUGUUCAGGACACAGACUUGGUACUGAGGAAGGCGCUGUUCAGCACGCUCAAGGAAACAGACACGCGCAACUUUAAAUUCCGCUGGCAACUGGAGUCUCUCAAAUCUCAGGAAUUUGUGGAAACGGGGCUUUGCUAUGACACUCGGAACUGGAAUGAUGAAUGGGACACCCUUAUCAAAAUGGCUUCCACAGACACACCCGUGGCCCGAACUGGGCUUCAGUACAACUCACUGGAAGAAAUACACAUAUUUGUCCUUUGCAACAUCCUCAGAAGGCCAAUCAUUGUCAUUUCAGACAAAAUGCUAAGAAGUUUGGAAUCAGGUUCCAAUUUUGCUCCUUUGAAAGUGGGUGGAAUUUACCUGCCUCUCCAUUGGCCUGCUCAGGAAUGUUAUAGAUACCCCAUUGUUCUCGGCUAUGACAGUCAUCACUUUGUGCCCUUGGUGACCCUGAAGGACAGUGGGCCUGAAAUCCGAGCUGUUCCACUCGUUAACAGAGACCGAGGAAGAUUUGAAGACUUAAAAGUUCACUUUUUGACAGAUCCUGAAAAUGAGAUGAAGGAAAAGCUCUUAAAAGAGUACUUGAUGGUGAUAGAAAUCCCCGUCCAAGGCUGGGACCAUGGCACAACUCAUCUCAUUAAUGCUGCAAAGUUGGAUGAAGCCAACUUACCCAAAGAAAUCAAUCUGGUAGAUGAUUACUUCGAACUUGUUCAGCAUGAGUACAAGAAAUGGCAGGAAAACAGCGAGCAGGGGAGGAGGGAGCUGCUUGCCCAGAAUCCCAUGGAACCUUCCAUGCCCCAGCUUUCUCUCAUGGAUGUAAAAUGUGAAACGCCCAACUGCCCCUUCUUCAUGUCUGUGAACACCCAGCCUUUAUGCCAUGAGUGCUCAGAGAGGCGGCAAAAGAAUCAAAACAAACUCCCAAAGCUGAACUCCAAGCCAGGCCCUGAGGUGCUCCCCGGCAUGGCGCUCGGGGCCUCUCGGGGAGAAGCCUAUGAGCCCUUGGCGUGGAACCCCGAGGAGCCGGCUGGGGGGCCUCAUUCAGCCCCACCGACAGCACCUAGCCCCUUUCUGUUCAGCGAGACCACUGCCAUGAAGUGCAGGAGCCCCGGCUGCCCCUUCACACUGAACGUGCAGCACAAUGGAUUUUGUGAACGUUGCCACAACGCCCGGCAACUUCGCGCCAGCCACGCCGCAGACCACACCAGGCACUUGGAUCCCGGGAAGUGCCAAGCCUGCCUCCAGGACGUUACCAGGACAUUUAAUGGGAUCUGCAGUACUUGCUUCAAAAGGACUACGGCGGAGGCCUCCUCCAGCCUCAGCACCAGCCUCCCUCCCUCCUGUCACCAGCGCUCCAAGUCAGAUCCCUCACAGCUCGUCCGGAGCCCCUCCCCGCAUUCUCGUCUCAGAGCUGGAAACGAUGUCCCCGCUGGCUGCCUGUCUCAAGCUGCACGGACUCCAGGGGACAGGGCGGGGACGAGCAAGUGCAGAAAAGCUGGCUGCAUGUAUUUUGGGACUCCAGAAAACAAGGGCUUUUGCACCCUGUGUUUCAUCGAGUACAGAGAAAACAAAUAUUUUGCCGCUGCCUCAGGGAAAGCCAGUCCCACAGCCUCCAGGUUCCAGAACACCGUUCCAUGCCUGGGGAGGGAAUGCGGCACCCUUGGAAGCACCAUGUUUGAAGGAUACUGCCAGAAAUGUUUCAUCGAAGCUCAGAAUCAGAGAUUUCAUGAGGCCAGAAGGACAGAAGAGCAGCUGAGAUCGAGCCAGCGCAGAGAUGUGCCUCGAACCACACAGAGCACCUCAAGGCCCAAGUGCGCCCGUGCCUCCUGCAAGAACAUCCUGGCCUGCCGCAGCGAGGAGCUCUGCAUGGAGUGCCAGCGUCCCAACCAGCGGAUGGGCCUGGGGGCACACCGGGGCGAGCCUGCCCCUGAAGAACCCCCCAAGCAGCGCUGCCGGGCCCCUGCCUGUGAUCACUUUGGCAAUGCCAAAUGCAACGGCUACUGCAACGAGUGCUUUCAGUUCAAGCAGAUGUAUGGCUAACCGGAAACAGGCGGGUCAGCUCCUGCAGGAAGAGGAGCCUCGAGCUGCCAGUCAUCAUGGUGCUAUCCUCUGAACCCUCAGCUGCCACUGCAGCGGUGGCUCAAGGGUGUCUGAGCAGGAGAAGAAACAUAAGCUCUUCGUGGUGCCCAUGAUGCUCAGGUUUGGUAACCGGGGAGUGUUCCCCGGUGGCCUUAGAAAGCAAAGCUUGUAACUGGCAAGGGAUGAUGUCAGAUUCAGCCCAAGGUUCCUCCUCUCCCAGCAAGCAGGAGGCCAGGAACUUCUUUGGACUUGGAAGGUGUGCGAGGACUGGCCAAGGCCCCUGCAUCCGGCCCAUGUCUUGGCUGAGAAGGGAAAAGACGUGCAGUCAGGUGGGCUGGGGAAGCCAGAGCCAUUCUCCCUGCUCUCUCCCAGCAUGUCCUGGUGAUGUGAAGCCAGAUGCUCAUGGCAGCAAGGCCCUCUGCGAGAAUCUCAAGGAAGUUCAGGGAAAACGGGCGUAUUCAGAGAGUGGUUGUAGUUCGUGGUUUUUCCCUACCGGCCUGGUUCCUUUCCUAAGGACCCGGCAGAAAUGCAGAACCAUCCAUGGACUGUGAUUCUGAGGCUGCUGAGACUGAACAUGUUCACAUUGACAGAAAAACAAGCUGCUCUUUACAAUAUGCACCUUUUAAGAAUCAGAGUAUUUUAGUGGGAAGACGUGUAACUCUUUGGGUUAUUAUUGUCUUUACUUCUAAAGAAGUUAGCUUGAACUGAGGGGUAAAAGUGUGUACAUAUAUAAUAUACCCUUACAUUAUGAAUGAGGGAUUUUUUUAAUUAUAUUGAAAUGCUGCCCUAGAAGUAUAAUAGGAAGGCUAAAUAAUAAUAACCUGUUUUCUGGUUGUUGUUGGGCAUGAGCUUGUAUAUACACUGCUUGCAUAAACUCAACCAGCUGCCUUUUUAAAGGGAGCACUAGUCCUGUUUGUAUAACUCAUUUUAUUUAUUUUAUUACAAACUUCAAGGUUAUUUAAGUGAAGAUAUUUCUUCUGCUCCAGGGAAAAUGUUGCAGUGUCCUCUUGAGAGAACACUUUGCUUUGCUUGAGGUUGUGGGCAAGUUCCUGACCACAGGGAGUACACUGGCCUCUUUGAUAUGCUUUGCCUCCCCAGGAAAGAAGGAAUUGCAUCCAAGGUAUAUACGUUCAUCAAAGUUUCAUGCUUCUCCUUAUGAAACUCCAGCUAUGUAAUGAAAAACCAUCCUCUGUGUUCUGUUAAUGCCUCUGAGUGUCCUACCUCCUUGGAGAUGAGAUAGAGAAGGAGCAGGGAUGAGACUGGGGAUGACCACAGGGAAAGAUGUGGCCGUUUGUGAGGGGCCACUGAGGUGAGCCUGCCCCCGAAGGCCCCCUACAACAGCACUGCCGCACCCCUGCCUGUGAUCACUUUGGCAACGCCAAGUGCAACGGAAUUUAUUUUCUGUGUUAACACUGUGUCCUGGGGGCUGGGAAGUCCCUUGCCUCCCAUGGUACCCCAGAAUUGGGACAGCAAAAGCCAGUAACCAUGAGUAUGAGGAAAUCUCUUUCUGUUGUUGGCUUACAGGUUCUCUGUGUGCUUUGUGGUUGCUGUCAUAUUUGCUCUAGAAAAAAAAAAAGGAGGGGAAAUGCAUUUUUCCUAGAGAUAAAGGCUGCCAUUUGGGGGGUCUGCACUUAUGACCUGAAAAUAUCUGUGAUUUAUAACUCUACACAGCCUUUCCUCAUAUUAUUAAACAUGCUUUCCCCUUAAAGCUCCCUAGGUUUUUUCCCAGACAAAUCUUUAUAAUUUCUUUCCAAAGAUAUCAAGUAGACUUCAGUGUUUUCACCGAAUUCUCUUAAAGUCAAUAUCUUAAUAUUUUGUAUUGAUCAUUAUUUCCAUUCUUAAUGUGAAAAAAUGGACUUAUUUAUAUUUGUUUUAAAAAGUAUUUGAAAUUUGCACAUUUAAUUGUCCCUAAUAGGAAGCCAUAUAUUGUUGGAUUUCAUCAAGUUUUCAUAAAUAAAUGUAACUUUUCACAAGAGACAACAUUAAAAAAUAAAUUAUUUAAGAAC